UCAUCGUACCUUAUCAUCAAUUUCGCAUUCACCGCUGAUAUUGAUUCAUAUUUUUAUCCCUCUUGCUCCCCUCUACUCUUCUUAUAUUAACCAUAGGAUCCUUAAUAUCCCUCUUUACCUAAACCACCUCACCUCACAACAACAAACCUCUUUUCACAUACCAUGUUGUCCCGAAAUCUACUACGCGCGUCGGCGCGAGCUGUCGGUUCCGCUAGCAGAGCUGCUGCUCCUCGAGCUACCAUUCCCGCCGGUGCUGCGUUCAUCCACAACAACAAUAACCCUCUAAACAACGCCGACAACAAGGACAAGAAGCACUCGCCGCCCCCUCCCGGUGCUUUCGCCCGUACAGAUGAUAGCAUUACCGUCGAGUACCCCGACGAAGAUGCUCUACCCUCCUCUGCUCCCGUCCAAGGCCGCGGUGGCUUCCACAUGAAGCGAACUCUCGCUUCUUUCUCGCUCGAAGGCAAGGUCGGUGUUGUUACCGGUGGUGCUCGAGGUCUCGGUCUCGUUAUGGGUCAAGGCAUGGUUAUUAGCGGUGCCAACUUGGCAAUUGUUGACAUGAACAAGGAAGAGGCUGAGCGCCAAGCCAUCGAGUUAGUCGAGGUGUUCCGCAAGGAGAACCCCGGCGCAACCAGAGUGCCCAAGGUCACCGCCCAUUACGCUGACGUGUCGGACGCCGACUCCGUUCAAAGCUGCAUCGACGAGAUCAUCCAGCAGCACGGAAAGAUCGACAAUCUCGUUACCAGCGCCGGUUUCACCGAAAACUACAAUGCCGUCGAUUACCCCAUCGACCGUAUGCGAAAGCUGUGGAGCGUCAAUGUCGACGGUACAUACCUUUUUGCUAUCACCGUUGCCAAGCACUUGAUGGAGCGGAAGGCUAUCGGUAGCAUGGUCUUCAUCGGAAGUAUGAGUGGUGCUAUCGUCAACGUACCCCAACCCCAAGCACCGUACAACACCGCCAAGGCUGCGGUCAGGCAUAUGGCUGCAUCGCUUGCCGUCGAAUGGGCGCACGCCGGUAUCCGUGUCAACUGCAUUUCUCCCGGUUACAUGCUAACAGCUCUUACCGAGAAGAUCCUCGAUGAGAAGCCAGACCUGAAGCGACAAUGGACUUCCCUCAUUCCUCAGGGUAAGAUGGGUCAACCCGACGACCUAAUGGGUCCCGUCACCUUCCUGCUGUCGGAUGCCAGCCAAUACGUCACCGGUGCCGAUCUCCGUGUCGACGGUGGUUACACUCUCACUUAAGAGGUGGAAACUGAUACCCAGGUAAUCGGUUUUCCCGUGACUUCACGGGGGAACACAUUGUAAUUGGGGGAGGACGGAAAAAAGAAAUUAGACUAUCGAAUUUUCUGGGAGUUGGCUGGAAUUUCUUUCUCUUCCCAUUUUUUUUCUUC
This is a messenger RNA of Hypoxylon trugodes, 1391 nucleotides long. Its product is annotated as NAD(P)-binding protein. The transcript is spliced from 4 exons. NCBI's taxonomy places the organism in Eukaryota, Fungi, Ascomycota, Sordariomycetes, Xylariales, Hypoxylaceae. Gene Ontology annotation, cellular component: intracellular anatomical structure. Gene Ontology annotation, molecular function: oxidoreductase activity, acting on NAD(P)H, oxygen as acceptor. The record is from RefSeq and is a predicted model, not a curated record. The coding region runs from base 163 to 1242 and encodes 359 amino acids.